Molecule: messenger RNA, 522 nt
Organism: Penicillium samsonianum
Lineage: Eukaryota; Fungi; Ascomycota; Eurotiomycetes; Eurotiales; Aspergillaceae
Product: DUF4149 domain-containing protein
Exons: 3
Coding region: 1-522 (173 amino acids)
Source: RefSeq, a predicted model, not a curated record
AUGGAGUCUUUUCUCAAGAUAGUGGGCAACCUCCUCCCAUAUCACCUUCUCUCCUAUGGCGCUCUCCUCGGAACAGAGCUCUAUCAGAGCUUUGUAAAUACGAAAAUAUGCUACCAAGCUUUACCAAUGAAGGAGUUCAUCGUCCUCCAAAAGCGCCUAUUCCCCAUUUACUUCGGAACGCAGGUCGGACUCACAGCGCUGACUGCAGCAACACACCCACCGUACAGCAUUUUUUCACUGGUUCAAGACCCAUGGAGCGUAGCUCCUCUUGCUGUCGCUGGCUUGACAGGAUGUCUGAAUUGGUUCAUCUAUGGGCCUCGGACGACCACUGCAACAUUGGUCAGGAGGGCACUGCAAGAAAGCGAGAAUACUGAUGCUGACUCCGAUGGGUCAAAGGUGCAUCGGGCUAACCGCACAUUCGCGCGAAAUCACGCAAUGGCCAUCCAUUUGAAUGCUAUUGCCAUGAUAGCCACUGUAUUUUAUGGAUUCUCGCUCUCUGCUACACUUUUAGCAGGAAUCUAG